AUGUCGAUACCACAACCUCCAGACGAUCCAGAAACAAGAAAUAUUAUCGAAAAACUUGCUAGUUUUGUUGCUCGUAAUGGUCCAGAAUUUGAAGCGGCAGCAAGACAAAAACAUGAAAAUAAUCCAAAAUUUUCUUUUCUACAUGGUGGUGAUUAUCAACAUUACUAUGCAUUUUGUGUUCAAGCCGAAAAAGCUUUACAUCAACAACCACCAAAUCCUUUUCAUUUACCACCACCAAAUAUUCUUGCACCACCACCAAUGUCUCAUCAUUCAUCUCGACCAACAUUACCACCAUUUACUGGUCCUCCUCCACCACCCGGAACAAAUGGUCCACCACCUCCUCCAUGGACACAACCACCACCAUCACAUUUAUUUCAAUCUGGACCUCCUCCACCACCACCAAUGCCUAUCCCUCCAAUUCCACCUCCAGCAGUUGUUAUUGAACAAGCAUUUCAACAACAAAUUCAAGCAUUACAAGAACGUUUAAGACAAAGUGAAAUAAAUCUUGCUGCACAACAUGAUUCAAUGCAAAUAAAUAAAAAAACAAAAGUUCAAGAAAAUAUUCGUGCUGCUAGACAAGCACGUAUUUCAGCACAAGCAAAUGAAUCUAAUAUCGAUAUGAAUGAACUUGAUCGAACAAUAUUAGCGAUUGUUGAAGCUUGUACAAAAGAUAAUAUUUCUAGUGGUCGAAAUUGUAUAUUUAAUUAUAGUCAAACACCAAUGCAAGCUGAAACAAUUUGUUUAUAUUUAAUUGAUCGAUUAUUUGCGCCUGAAGCAACAAGUGAUACUUAUCUUCAUUUAAUUUAUUUAAUUAAUGAUGUACUUCAUAAUUGUCUUCGUAAGGGUAAUGAUGAACUUCGAAUCCAAUUGAGUAAAAUAAUUGUUCCAAGUUAUUGUUUGGCUAUUGAUCAAUCAAAUGAUGAGCGUAAACAAAAAUUGGUCAAGUUACUUGAUCUUUGGGGAAAAAACAAAUAUUUCAAUGAUGAUAUUAUGGAGAAACUUUGUGAUGUUCAACAAGCAAAAAGACAUUAUGAAGAUGCUAUUCGUAUUGAAUAUGCACCGAUUAUUGAAGCAAUUGGAAUUAGUUUUGAUGAAAACUAUGCUCAACUUGAAAGACAACAUGCAGAAUUUGCUCUUCAUAUCCAAACACAAAUUAAUCAAAUUCAACAACAAAUUGUUCAAUUUCAUCAAGUUCAACAACAAACACCACCACCUCCUCCACCUCAUUUAUUAAAUAAUACUUUUGGUCCACCACUUCCACCAAAUAUGUUAACUCGAAUGCCGCCUCCAUCUCAAUCAAAUAAUUCUAUUCAACAACCACCACCACUAAUGUCAUUAAAUCCAUUCAAUGAAAAUAAUCGAGAUAAUCCUAGUCUUCGUUCAUCAUCAAAUAUAUAUGAUAAUACUCCUCCAGCAUUAAUGUCAAUGCCAAUAUCUCACUAUGAUAAUAAUAAUCAACAUGAUGAUUAUGGAAAUAAUAAUAUGAAUACACAUAUUGAACCACCAUUUGAUUUAAAUAUGGUUACAGAUGAAAUACCAUAUUAUGAUUUACCAGCUGGUCUUAUGUGUUUAUUAGUUAGAGAUGAAGAUUGUGAUUAUAAUCCAAUUGAUCCAACAAAAAUGUAUUUACCACCAUCAGCACCAAUAUCAGAACGGUUAUUAACAGCUGUAGAAAAUUUUUAUAUGUUACCAACACAUGAAACACCAAGAAAUGCUGAGGGUUGGGAACGAUUAGGUUUAUUUGAAUAUUAUAAAGUAAAGAAUAUACACAAAUUUUCAAAAGAACGUAUUAUCAAUGAAACAAUUCAUCAAGAUAAUAAAGAUAAACGACAAAGAGUUAAUAGAAGUCGUUCGAAGAGUUCAUCAGGCUCAUCAUCAAGAUCUUCAUCAUCAUCUUCAUCAUCCUCAUCAUCAGCUUCAUCGUCAUCUUCAUCAUCAUCAUCAGCAUCUUCAUCGUCAAAAAAAAAUUUAAAUGCAAAUCAACAGAAAAAAAGAUCUAGAUCUCGAUCAGGAUCACCUCCGUAUAAUAAGCAAUAUUCAUCAAAAAAUAAUCCAUCAACAAGAUCUCGAUCUCGUAGUACAUCUCCACCAUCAUUCUCCACAGUCUAUACACCUCAUAGCUCAUCAAAUGAACCAUCAUAUCAUCGCUCACAUCAUCAACAUAAAUUAUCUGAUUCAAAUGUUGGUCAUAAACUUCUUCAAAAAAUGGGUUGGCAAGAGGGUAUCGGUCUUGGUCGACGUGAACAAGGUAUUGUUGAACCUAUUGCAGCAAGUACAAAUGUAAAUAAUGAAGGAAAAAUGGAUCAAUACAAAGGUAUUGGUCAUGAAGAUGAUCCAUUUGAACAAUUUCGUAAACAAAAAGCAAAAGGUUAUGUAACCCGUUUAAUGGCUGCACAAGCUGAAACACAAUCACGACGUCAUGAACCAGGCGAUGACGAGGUAUCAUCAUCAUCAGAUCGUUCAGAAGAAAAACCUAAAAAAUAA
Messenger RNA from Adineta steineri, 2484 nucleotides. The record is from the annotation of a GenBank genome assembly. NCBI's taxonomy places the organism in Eukaryota, Metazoa, Rotifera, Eurotatoria, Adinetida, Adinetidae.